AAGGGGACGGCUGUGCCAGCCGAGCGGGCAGGCUCCUGGCAGCAUGGCAGCGAAGCUCGGGGCCCUCCUGCUGGUCCUCGCGCUCAGCCUGGUGCGGCCAGCCUCGGCUGGCCGGAAGCUCCUGGUGUUUCUGCUGGAUGGUUUUCGCUCGGACUACAUCAGUGAUGAGGCCCUGGAGUCUUUGCCCGGUUUCAAAGAGAUUGUGAGCAGGGGAGUGAAAGUGGAUUACUUGACCCCAGACUUUCCCAGUCUCUCUUACCCCAAUUACUACACCCUAAUGACUGGCCGCCAUUGUGAGGUCCAUCAGAUGAUUGGAAACUACAUGUGGGACCCCAACACCAACAAGUCAUUUGACAUUGGUGUCAACACAGACAGCCUGAUGCCUCUCUGGUGGAAUGGAUCAGAACCUCUGUGGGUCACUCUGACCAAGGCCAAAAGGAAGGUCUACAUGUACUACUGGCCAGGCUGUGAGGUUGAGAUUCUUGGUGUCAGACCUACUUACUGCCUAGAAUAUAAAAAUGUCCCAACGGAUAUCAAUUUUGCCAAUGCAGUGAGCGAUGCUCUUGACUCCUUCAAGAGUGGCCGGGCCGACCUGGCAGCCAUCUAUUAUGAGCGCAUCGAUGUGGAAGGCCACCACUACGGCCCCUCCUCACCGCAGAGGAAAGACGCCCUGAAGGCCGUAGACAGCAUCCUGAGGCACAUGACCAAGUGGAUCCAGGAGCUGGAGCUGCAGGACAACCUGGACGUUAUCAUCUUCUCGGACCAUGGGAUGACUGACAUUUUCUGGAUGGACAGAGUGAUCGAGCUGGACAAGUACGUGAGCCUGAGCGACCUGCAGCGAGUGAAGGACCGAGGGCCCGUCGUGAGCCUCUGGCCAGCCCCCGGGAAGCACUCCGAGGUAUAUAACAAGCUGAGAGCAGUGGAACACAUGACCGUCUACGAGAAAGAAGCCAUACCCAGCAGGUUCUAUUACAAGAAAGGGAAAUUCGUCUCUCCUUUGACCUUAGUGGCUGAUGAAGGGUGGUUCAUAACUGAGAAUCGAGAGUCACUUCCAUUUUGGAUGAACAGCACUGGCAGGAGAGAAGGCUGGCAGCAUGGGUGGCAUGGCUAUGACAAUGAACUCAUGGACAUGAGGGGCAUCUUCCUGGCCUUUGGACCCGAUUUCAAAUCCAACUUCAGAGCCGCUCCAAUCAGGUCCGUGGAUGUCUACAACAUCAUGUGCAACGUGGCAGGCAUUGCUCCCCUGCCCAACAAUGGGUCCUGGUCCAGGGUGAUGUGCAUGCUGAAGGGAGAGGCUGACUCAGCUCCGUCUGUCCGGCCGAGCAGCUGUGUUCUGGUCUUGAUUCUACUCCGACUGUUUGCAUAGACGCUGCUAUCGUUGUCCCCAAACACUCGGCCAAGUGUGCUCCACGGUGCAAUGGUUUUCAUUUUCUAUUUGAAUAACAGCUUCAUUAACACAAUCGAGGCCACAAAAAUUGUAAAUAUACUGCUCUUGGAUGAUUCCAUACAUAAAAGUCCCUACUUCUUAAAAAAAAAUUUUUUUUCUUUAAUGUUAAUUUUUGAGAGAGAGAUAGAGCGUGAGCAGGGGAGGGGCAGAGAGAGGGAGACACAGAAUCCAAAGCAGGUUGUGGCUGUCAGCACAGAGCCCGACACGGGGCUGGAACCCACAAACCGCGGGAUACGACCUGAGCCGAAACAAAGAAUUGGACGCUUAACUGAGCCACCUAGGUGCCCCAAAAGUCCCUACUUACUUAAAAAAACCACCCAAAACCCCAAACUUUAUUUCUUCUGGAGAUAAGGAAAACCCCAGCUUUUCACUGGCUCAACGGUCUGUCCCUUUCUGCAUUGUUCUCAUGCAGCUACUCGGAUGAAGUGAGCAGGAGCCUGCCCCCGCGGCAGACAGUGGAUAUUGCAUGGAGUCUUGGACCUUCCUGUGUCCUGCCUUGCACAAAGCAGGGCCUUGUCUGUGUCGUGUCCACACCCAGGAGCCAUCCUUGGGGUCUAUGGCCACAACGCUGUACUGCUUCUUCCAUCCCAGAAAAAGGAAAUCCCCAUAAAAUCAAUAGCUGUCUUCUGUUUGUGACUCUUUUUCAUUCUAUGCCAAGUCCCGGGGAGGGCAUAUCUUAGCUUGGAUCGCCAAUCAAAAUUACUAAGGAUUGAAGAACUCAUAGAACAAGGUGGAAGAUGUGGGUGCCCUCCCAAGGUCUUGAGUGCACAAAAACGUCUCCCUCGCCUUGAGGAGGAAAGCCUGCUGUAGCCCUGGGCUUCUGUGAGAUUUCUCCCAGUCGGUCACAACAUGGAGCCUUGCACAUGGCAGGCCCUGCGUAUGUGGGUGGCCUGAUGGAUCACCUGCCAGGCUCUGGAUCCCCAGAGCGUUGGCUGCGGCAGUACCUGACACAUCAUCACAGUCUGAUACAGUCAUUACGCAUCUUGCUGAGGACAUGUGGACAUGUUUGCAGAAAUCUCGGUUCACUACUUGGAAUGGUAGCACAUUAAGCAUAAGUUCUAUGCACAGUAGUUCUGGAGCAAGUCUGGUUGAGCACCAGCAAAGUGGACCCCGAGUGACCCAGAAUCCUGAGGAAAAUCCCAAGCUGGGGUAGGGACCCAAGCUGGGACCAAAUCCCAGUCACUAACCAAUUAGCCAUUUAAUCAGGAAACAGUUUGGUCAAAGUGCCACCUCAGGGGCCUACGUUCUUCGGAAACUCCUAAGAAGAGCCACUGGGCCUGAGUUGAAAUGUUCUUAGUCUUCUAGAUUUGCUGUAGGAAAUCUUGUGAGACAAAGGAUCAAUGCGCUUUCAAAUGACUGGAGUCACGUGCACAUAUGAUUGCAUUAACAGUGAAUUGGGACACAUCUACAAAAGAGACUUCUGUCCGGGAGAGACCGCACAUCGAGUCUCAGGAUGAUGAAGCCCUUAUAUAUAUAUAGUGUUUGCCUUGAGAAGUGAGUGUCAACACUCACUGUGAUUCAAGAAGGCUGGCAGCAUCUCUGUGCCUGGAACCACCAGAGCAAAAGAUCACUACUUACCAUCACAAAAGAUGUCUGAGGAUUGACGUAAUGUGUUUUAAAAGUGCCAGCAAGCCAUCGAAUCAAUUAGAAAGAAGGCAAAUCGGCCUUUGUUAUAUGGCUGAAAGUAAAUUGGUGCUUUCAGAACAUUGGCAGUGGCUGUUGAAACAGGCAUCCGUUGUUCAAAAGUUUCCUUUCUCCUGAAAGGAUGGCGAUCUAAUGAACUGAGUGACGCCCACCUUCCUGAAGGAGGGAUCCCUAAAAGAUAGAUAUGCCUAGAAGAUUAAGUUAAAAGUGGGUCAUCAAAAUCAAGAGAGUGAAAACAUGUACACAGUCUUAACACUUGCCUUUCCUGCUCUACCAUUAUUUCCCUCACUUAUCCUUAAAUUCUUCAAGUUGCAGAAUAAAACUUCAGUUAUUUGCCUGACAAAGUGUAGUUAAUAAAUAAUCUUGAAUAGAUGAAUGAGAGUAAGAUACUUUUGGAGUCGUGAGUGUUGGUGAAUAAUAAAGAAAUUUCACUAAAUGGAGAAAAAAACUUUUCCCCAAAAUAAUGCAUACAUUUUAGUGGCUUAAUUAUUUGGCUACAAUUUUUUCCCUUUGAUUUUUCUUUUAAAGUUACAUUAUUUUCCCCAGGAAAAUUCUUUCUCAAAAUGUGUUUUGUACCAUCAGAGUAAAAUCUGAGUACAUAUAGACACUUUUCUCCUGGAUUAUGUUGCUACUUCACUGCUCAUUCCAGGGGGAAGAUAAGUGGAUGGACGUGAAAAUACCGAAGGUAAAUGAAAGGAAGGGUCCUUACAUUAAAGAGGAGAUGAAUGGCUACUUUCCCUGCCCAAUUUCUAAUCUGCAGAACCCAAUUCAAUUAAGUUCUGAAGAACUAAGCAUAAAUUAGAACAGGCUCAGGGAAUUCUUUCUAGCCGCGAAGAGUCCUGAUCAUAGAACCCCAACUCUUUUUACUUUUAAAGAGAAUUUGGUAAUCCACAUGGCAUCAUGGCCAUUUGCAAACUUCCCGGGGUUGUAAGCAUCAUCUGGCCUACUUCCAGAAAUGCAGGUUCAGGGGAUCCGGGUGGGGCCUCAGCACUUAGAGGUCACACUGACGUAAGGUCUGGAUCGACUUACGGAGAGCUGGGUUCUGUUUUGACCUUGGUAGACCUGAGACUCCUGACAGCAAUUUCAGAAUCCGCCAGUUUCUCCAGAGGCCAUCGGACUGGCAUCGGCUACCGGUCCCAGCUGGGUCAAGCUUCCAGCUGUCUCUAAACCACAGCAAUUCUGCAAGUCCCUGGGGAGAGAGGCACCCCAGGGGGCAAAUUUGGCUUCUCCACACCCCAUUCCGGUGACUCUAAGAUUCCCAAGAGUGCUGUCAAACAAACUCACUGUUCAAGACGUGGCGAUUUCGUGAAUUUUCUAAGAAAGUUUUUGCAUUUCUGUAAAUAUCAAGAGAUGUCCAAAUGUGACUGUGUGUUUAAUCUUUUUAAGCAAUUUGUGAUAGACCAAAGUCAGCUCUUGUAAACUACUUGCUAGAAAGGAGGGAGUUGUAGCCUUGGCAGACUGGUUAUUAUAAAACAUGGGAAACUUGGUCUCAGGUGCAUGCUAUGAAAAAUACACUCAUGUGCGUGUUGUUUUGAAAUCGUAAAAUAUCACCUAGUACAGUUCUCAAAUGUUUAAUAAAUGUUCCAUAAAUACGUUUUGAAUGAAAAAAAGAAUAAAUCUCAUUAAAGAGACUUGCUUACACCUCAGA
Molecule: messenger RNA, 4739 nt
Organism: Panthera uncia (snow leopard)
Lineage: Eukaryota; Metazoa; Chordata; Mammalia; Carnivora; Felidae
Gene: ENPP6
Product: ectonucleotide pyrophosphatase/phosphodiesterase 6
Exons: 8
Coding region: 44-1366 (440 amino acids)
Source: RefSeq, a predicted model, not a curated record